Messenger RNA from Rhizophagus irregularis DAOM 181602=DAOM 197198, 630 nucleotides. Lineage: Eukaryota; Fungi; Glomeromycota; Glomeromycetes; Glomerales; Glomeraceae. The record is from RefSeq and is a predicted model, not a curated record.
GGUCCAAGGUUAGUAAAAUUAUGCGAAAUUUUUGCACGUUCUUCUAUUUUUUACACCUUACAUUCUAAGAAAAAAAUUAUCCUUUAGUUCCAGGACUAUUGAUCAAUGUAUCCGUAGCUUCUGAUGGAACUGUAUGGGGAGUAAGCAGAAAUAGAGAUAUUUUUAAAUGGAAUGGCAAAGACUGGAUUCAAAUUGGGGGGAAGCUUAAACAAAUAUAUACUAGCAGCGAAUCCUCAGUUGUUGGUAUUGGUAUCAAUAAUAAUGUUCUUCAAUAUAAAGAUGGUCAAUGGCUCCAAUAUAAGGAUAUUAUACUUGAAAAUGUCGCAAUUUCUAUCGAUAAUAAUUUGUGGGGCAUUGAUUCCAUGGAAGAGAUUUAUAUGUUCCAACCGAAUUCUACUACUUCUCCUUUGACGCCUACUUCAACUAGUCCGACUACUAGUUCGACAGUAACCAUCAAUCCAGGAUAUCCGGCUGGAGCGAUAAUAGGGUUGUCUGUGGGACUUGGUUUAGCACUAAUAAUCUGCGGUGCGACAAUUUUAUUUAUUAUUCGGCGUUAUAAGAAAACCAAAUUUCCCGAAGUUUCAGGCUUUUCCGAAGUAGUUCGCCAAUAGUAUACCUAUACAGUCUUAU